GGCGGAGUGAAUUGGUGUUUUACACCGAGCCAGCAACGAGGACUAUCACGCCAAGGCAGCCAACCCUGUAAACAGGAUAAGGGACGGGGAGGUCGCAAUGUCUGCAGCACGGGGACACUGGCGAAAAGCGCUAAGCACUGUUCGAAAAUACAGCAGUAAACAUGGCUCAGAGAAAGGUCCAGUUUAUGAGCUCCGAACGUACAGCGUCCAGCCAGGGAAAUUCGCUCAGUUCAUGGAUGUCAUGGUGAAGAAAUUCGAUAUCCGCCUGCGAUAUUCUCAACCCAUGGGGUACUGGAAUACAGAAGUAGGCGGGCUCUUCCAGGUCGUUCACAUCUGGGAGUACGAGAGUCUGGGAGAAAGGGCUAAAAUUCGCCAAAGCUUGGCAAAGGAUCAUCAGUGGCAAUCGGAGUUUUUGCCGGACUUCUUGUCCAGCACCAGCAGACUUGAGAACGAGAUUCUUGUUCUCAGUCCAGGCACAUCGCUGUGCACCGAUUUCCAGCCUUCUGACUCAGCUGUUUACGCUCUCCGGAGCCUGCCACUUCCUACGACGUUUGCUGUACUGUCAGACGAGGAACAGUUGGUCGCCAGGUUCUCAGGACUCUUCACUAACUCUUACCAAGAAUAUUUGCUGUUAAGGUAUCCCGACUUUGACUCUGCAUUUAUCCAUUUCAAAAGGAGAAAGGAUUCUGGCGGUGUAGACUACGGCACAUCACGUCUGAUGACACCGUGUCCAUGGUCUCCACUAAAGUGAUGUGACAUCGCCCGCUGCAACCAGUCAUGGUGUGAUGAUUUCACCAGCGUUUUGUCAGGCCACAGUUGAAAAAAAAACCCAAUAAAUCAUUGUACAAACUA
Messenger RNA from Pomacea canaliculata, 852 nucleotides. Its product is annotated as protein NipSnap homolog 3A-like. The transcript is spliced from 6 exons. The record is from RefSeq and is a predicted model, not a curated record. NCBI's taxonomy places the organism in Eukaryota, Metazoa, Mollusca, Gastropoda, Architaenioglossa, Ampullariidae. Gene Ontology annotation, cellular component: mitochondrion. The coding region runs from base 98 to 751 and encodes 217 amino acids.